GAGUCGAACGGUCCUGUAGUAUACAGUGAAAUUCGAAAGCCAAGCAAAGAACCAAAAACAAACGCAGUGGCAGAGGACGCUUCCAAGGAAGAAAACUCAGAACAUCCGAGUGAAAUUCAAACAACCUCAACAGACCAAGCGGAAAUGCCUCCUCCGCCGGUGCCACCAAAACCGCGUUCGGCCUCAGCUAUGGCCGAACCUGUUACUGAAAUGCCAGAACGGCGGGGUGUGCUCCCCGCACAAGUGCGUCCACUCGUUCAACGACCACCAAGUCCGCGAGAUGCCGGACGAGCUACUCCGAGCAUCGAGCCGGAUUUGGUUGGAAAAGACAGGUUGGAUUAG
Molecule: messenger RNA, 342 nt
Organism: Cylicostephanus goldi
Lineage: Eukaryota; Metazoa; Nematoda; Chromadorea; Rhabditida; Strongylidae
Source: the annotation of a GenBank genome assembly